CCAGAACGUGAACCGACGACCAUGCACGCCUCCAUUCCCAAUUAGCUGGUCAAAAACAAUUGAAACUUCACCACCACCUUCACUGUACACAUACACGCACGCACACGGCAUGCAUAUAACUCCUUCACACGGAAAUCAUUCGAAUCAACUCCUCAAUCUCAGGGCAAAAGAUUCGAAAAGUUCCCGAUUUGUCCGCGGAGGAGGUGGUUGAAGAAAAAUUCGCCACAUUUGGAAUUCAAACAUGGAGGAGGGAAUCCGUUUACAGGCGGCCACGAGCUCGACGGAGAAAUGCAGAACAUGGCGCUCCGUCCUGAGAUGGACACCGACCUCCGCCGACCACAUCCUUGCCGCCGAGAAACGCCUGCUCUCCCUCGUCAAGACACCGUACAAGCAGGAGAGGGUUAACAUCGGGUCGGGUCCGCCCGGUUCGAAAAUACGGUGGUUUCGCUCGGCGAGCAACGAGCCGAGAUUCAUCAAUACGGUGACGUUCGAUGGCAAAGAGGGGUCUCCGACCUUGGUGAUGGUGCACGGAUAUGGUGCUUCGCAGGGCUUCUUUUUCCGUAAUUUUGAUGCACUUGCCGAACACUUUAAGGUGAUAGCAAUUGAUCAGCUCGGUUGGGGUGGUUCCAGCAGGCCUGACUUCACAUGUAAAAGCACCGAAGAAACAGAGGCAUGGUUCAUUGAUUCCUUUGAAGAAUGGCGUAAAGCAAAAAAUCUUAGCAAUUUCAUUUUACUUGGACAUUCUUUCGGAGGAUAUGUUGCAGCUAAAUAUGCACUCAAGCAUCCCGAACACGUUCAGCACUUGAUUUUAGUUGGACCGGCUGGAUUUACUUCAGAAACAGAACAUAAGUCUGAGUGGCUUUCUCAAUUUAGAGCAACAUGGAAAGAUUAUGUUUAUCAUACUCUGGCGGCCAAAGCUAGUGGAGAGUUGUGCUUAAAGUAUAUAUUCUCCUUUGGAGCCUUUGCCCGAAAGCCCCUUUUGCACUGUGCAUCUGAAUGGAAGGUGCCAACGACAUUUAUAUACGGUGUGUAUGAUUGGAUGAACUACCAAGGAGCCCAAGAUGCUAGAAAGCAAAUGAAAGUUCCAUGUGAGAUUAUAAGAGUUCCGCAGUUGAAGCUCGAAGUUAGGCUGUUGACUUUCCCGUCAAAGCGCCAAUCUAGGGUAGUGAUUUUCCGAUCGAAGCUCGAUGGUGAGUCGGACAGGAUCGGGCCUCCCGUUGCCCGAUUCGGGCCAGAUGAGCCCUCCUAA
Messenger RNA from Striga asiatica, 1249 nucleotides. Lineage: Eukaryota; Viridiplantae; Streptophyta; Magnoliopsida; Lamiales; Orobanchaceae. The record is from the annotation of a GenBank genome assembly.